UUGCCACGUAGCGCCACGCGUUAACCCCCGGUGAUCCAUCUGGAAUCCCAGAGACCCAUAAGGGAGGCAUCAAAUCCAAGCUGAAAGGCCCACGACCUGAAGCAGCGAUCGAAUCAAAGAAAGCUGAAAAUGGCGGAUGUAAGAGGAGGGUGCGACGCCGGAUGCGGCUGCCCGGUGCCAUGCCCAGGCGGGGUGGAUUGCAAGUGCUCGACGACUGGGGCGUCUGCGGCAGACCACAGCACCUGCCCCUGCGGGGAGCACUGCGGCUGCAACCCCUGCACCUGCCCCAGGGGGGAAGUCACGGGCACCGGCAAGCUUUAUUGCAAGUGCGCGGACGGCUGCACCUGUGUCAAGUGUACUGCCUGAGCCCUGAGGGGUGGUCUGAAGAUUUUGAUGUCUGGGUCGUGUAGUUCUAGAAAAACCCUUGAGCCCCAUCAUUUUCUUUGAUGAUGGGGGUGGGGAAGCUUUAGGUUUCUUGUCUUAUAAAUAAAAGUUGGUCAAGUUUGGUGCA
This is a messenger RNA of Vitis riparia (riverbank grape), 511 nucleotides long. RefSeq names its product metallothionein-like protein 4A. Lineage: Eukaryota; Viridiplantae; Streptophyta; Magnoliopsida; Vitales; Vitaceae. The coding region runs from base 130 to 366 and encodes 78 amino acids. The transcript is spliced from 2 exons. Gene Ontology annotation, molecular function: zinc ion binding. The record is from RefSeq and is a predicted model, not a curated record.